AUGUCGUUGAAUCAACUAAGUCCAAUUGCUCAAGCAGAACAUGAGACCGGAACCACCACUAAACCACCAAAGUUGAAAGGAGCAGAAGAUUUCGGUACUUGGAAGACUCGUAUCCAGUCGUUCUUCGAAUACACGGACUACAAUCUGUGGCUCUCUGUCACCGCUGGACCCCACAUUCCAACGGUUGUUCGAGGAGAUGCGGUAGUUGCCAACAAUGAUGCAACUACCUUCACUGAUGAAGACAAGGCCCUAAUCCAACGGGACUGUCAUGCACAUGCCGCCUUAACCAUGGCUCUGUCAACUAAUGACUGUAACAUGUUUGAAAAAUACAGAACAGCAAAUGAACUCUGGCUCGCUUUGAUCGAAUAUUACGAGGGAAACGAAGAGCUGAUUGAGAGCAAAAGAAUCAUGGUUCAGAAGCAAUACGACCUGUUUUGUGGAAUUCGUGGAGAAAGCCUUUCCGAUCAUAUCAGUCGCUUUCGAAAUAUGAUGACCAAGAUGAAGAAGGCAGGAAAUCAUAUCACUAACCGUGCUGCCAUAAAGAAGCUUUUAGACUCACUUACAAAGGAAUGGAGCCUAAAGUGCAUGAUGAUCAAAAGGGAUUUCCUCAACAAUCCAAAUCCUGUCACUCUAACCGAUUUGAUCAACACUUUGAAGGAUUUUGAAAUGGAUGUUAACAAACGAGAAAUGAAUACGACUGGUUACACCCCAAAGCCUGCUCAGACUUCUGCAGGAUUGAAGAACGUGGCACUUCUUGCAUCUGAAGGUGUCAGUCAACAUGCUUCAGACACAACUUACUUCAACGCUUCCGCAAGCGCAUCAAAGGCUCCACGGUCCAAUGAAAAGACAGUUGUGCUCGGUGACACUCAAGCUAAAGAGAAUGCUGAAGCAGAGGAACAAGUUCACAAAGCACUCAUGGCAAAAAUCUCGAGCGAUUCUUUAUCUUCAUCGUCAAAACCUACCGAGAAACAGGCUACGGGAAUCCCAAAAGGAGAUGAUGCUACCGACAAGAGUAUGAAGAGUAUUCUCACUUUCUCCGAGCCUGAGAAAGACAAGAAGGUUGAAGAAGCUGUGAAGGCCAUAGAGCAGGUUCAGAAAGAAACAACUUCUGUGAAGGAAGAGAAAGCGAAAGCCUCAGCUGUGGCCAUGAAAACCGAAUCCUCAAAAGAAAAGGCAGACAAGGAUUUGGGCCAUGUGCCUACAUUUGAGACCCGUGAUCGUGAACAUGUUAUGUCUGAAUGUCAUGAUUUAAAUUCUGCAUUUUGUAAUGAUAAAAUUGUUUGUGAAUCUCCUGUAUUUGUGCCAGAAUUGAAAAAGAAUAGCUUUGGAAAAUUCCUCACAGAGGAAAUUCCAGAAUUUGUUCCAUUUAGAACAGGUAUGACAGAGUCAGAAAAGAAAAUCAUUGAAGAUCACUGCAAUGAAGACUCAAGCGGUGUUGCCUCAGAAGAGGAAAAGGAGACUUCAAGUCCUAAGGAUGAGCAAAAAUCAGAAACAUCAAGCGAAGGUCGAACAACAGAUGGUGAAAGCCCUGAAUUUUCAAGUGAAGAAACCUCGAAAACCACAAGUGAAGAUCAAACAACAAAUGAUGAAAGCUCCGAAGGCUCAAGUGUUGAAACAAUUGAAGACCAAGAUUCAGAAAGUUCAAGCGAAGAUCAAAGCUGCAAUGAUUCAAGUUACGAAAAUAAACUCCAGAAAUGGUUUCGAAUGCUCAUGAAAUAUAUCUGGGAUGUCGACAACGGAUGGUCAAGACACAUGACAGGCUUAAAGGAACUUCUGAAGAAUUUUUGUUUUAUUGAUGGUGAUUACGUGUCAUUCACUGGAGAUGAAAAGGGAGGGAAGAUCGUUGGAAUAGGAGAUGUUGUAUCUGAAGCACUUACUUUGGAAAAUGUCAACUAUGUUCCAGAAUUGUGCUACAAUCUCAUGAGCGUAUCACAAGUCAGUGAUAAAGGAAUAUCGGUGCCAACGACAUGGAAUGUUUGUUUCUCAAGCCUGAAUAUGUCGUUCCUGCAGAAAUGA
Molecule: messenger RNA, 2016 nt
Organism: Helianthus annuus (common sunflower)
Lineage: Eukaryota; Viridiplantae; Streptophyta; Magnoliopsida; Asterales; Asteraceae
Exons: 3
Coding region: 1-2016 (671 amino acids)
Source: RefSeq, a predicted model, not a curated record